This is a messenger RNA of Juglans microcarpa x Juglans regia, 2865 nucleotides long. RefSeq names its product U-box domain-containing protein 52-like. Bases 1 to 2196 code for a protein of 731 amino acids. Gene Ontology annotation, biological process: protein phosphorylation. Lineage: Eukaryota; Viridiplantae; Streptophyta; Magnoliopsida; Fagales; Juglandaceae. The record is from RefSeq and is a predicted model, not a curated record. Gene Ontology annotation, molecular function: ATP binding; protein kinase activity. The transcript has 8 exons.
AUGAUCCUCUCUCGAACAUCAUCUUUGGUCGAUGACGACGACGACAACGUUAAUUCCACGGUGAUUGCCAUUGAUAAAGAUAAGAAUAGCCAUUAUGCCGUGAAAUGGGCUGUCGACAACCUUUUGGGCCGUAGUACUGAUCAUUGCAUUCAGCUCGUCCAUGUUCGAAAUCAAUGCUUGCAUCCUCACGAUUUUGAUCAAGCUGUCUCCAAAGAAGGUCGCCCACCAAAUGAACCCGAGCUGCAACAGUUAUUCCUUCCCUACCGUGGAUUCUGCGCUCGAAAAGGGAUACAAGCAAAGGAGGUGAUUCUCCAUGACAUUGACAUUCCAAGCGCACUUAUCGAUUAUAUUGCUCACCAUUCCAUCAGCAAUAUCGUCGUUGGUGCUUCCCAUCGGAAUGCUAUUACAAGGAAAUUUAGAGAUGCAGAUGUGCCAUCUAGCCUAUUCAAAUCUGCACCAGCAUCAUGUGCGAUCUAUGUCAUAUCAAAAGGAAAAGUUCAGUCAACCCGUCCCGCAGGUCGAUCCGAAACUUCGAGGCAGCGUUCGCAAAAGGGAGUUAGACAUACUGCUCAUCCUGAUACCCAUGACUCUGAUGAUACAAACAGAAACUCUGUUGUUGUUGGAAGAUGGAGAAGCACAGGUUCUGACAAAAUUUUUCUCGAUAGAAGCAGCGAUUCCUUGCAUACACCACAAAGCAACUUUGGGUCUAGCAGCAGGACUAGCUCUCCGACGUUAUCAAUAGACAGUUACGCAUCAGCCAGUUCAUCCCAAAGAAAUAGUGAUUCGUCUGAGCCAUUCGGCUUCCGCUCAUACGACAUGUACUUGGACAACUUAGAAUCCUCAGUGGCCUUGGAGAGCUCCAAUAGCCCUGGCUCCUCACAAACCAUGAAAGGCAUCGAGGCCGAAAAGAUGAGACUGAGAAUUGAACUGAAACACACCAUGGAUACGUAUAACUCAGUUUGCAAAGAAGCUGUUGUAGCCAGACAGAAGGCAGGAGAACUUCAGCAAUGGAAAAAAUUUGAACAGCAUAAAUUAGAGGAGGCCAAGCUUGCUGAAGAGGCUGCAUUAGUUUUAGCUGAAGUGGAGAGGCAUAAGACAAAGGCUGCCUUGGAAGCAGCCAAGAUGCAACAAAGGCUAGUAGAAAUGGAAACACAACGGAGAAAGAACACAGAAAUGCAGGCCAAGCAGGAGGCAGAAGAGAAGAAGAGAGCAAUGGAUACACUGGCAAACAACAACGUUGUAUAUCGAAGAUAUUCCAUGACAGAGAUUGAAGUGGCAACUGAUCAUUUUAACAGUGCAUUGAAGAUUGGUGAAGGUGGAUAUGGACCUGUUUAUAAAGGCGUGCUUGAUCACACUGUUGUUGCCAUCAAGAUCUUGAGGCCAGACUUAUCACAGGGGCAACAACAAUUCCAACGAGAGAUUGAAGUUCUAAGCUGUAUCAGACACCCCAACAUGGUUCUUCUUCUAGGUGCCUGCCCAGAGUAUGGUUGCCUUGUGUACGAGUACAUGGACAAUGGCAGCUUAGAAGAUCGGCUCUUCCGAAAAGACGACACUCCCCCAAUACCAUGGCCAACUCGUUUCAAGAUAGCUGCUGAAAUUGCCACUGGUCUUCGUUUUCUCCAAACUGACCCAGAGCCCAUAGUUCAUCGUGAUCUCAAGCCAGGAAACAUUCUUUUAGACAAAAAUUACCAGAGCAAGAUAAGUGAUGUGGGUUUGGCCCGGCUAGUGCCACCAUCUGCAGCUGAUUCUGUCACUCAAUAUCACAUGACUGCUGCCGCCGGUACCUUUUGCUACAUUGAUCCCGAGUAUCAACAAACAGGAGAAUUGAGUGUGAAAUCUGAUAUAUAUUCAUUGGGUGUGGUGCUGCUGCAAAUCAUUACAGCAAGGCCUCCAAUUGGAUUAGCCCACCAGGUCGGGGAGGCCAUUGAGCAAGAAACAUUCUCGGAGAUGCUUGAUCCAACAGUGACAGAUUGGCCUAUCGAAGAGGCUCUAUCCUUAGCUAAUCUUGCUCUGAAAUGCUGCGAGAUGAGGAAGAGGGAUAGGCCAGAUCUUGGUUCGGUUUUGUUACCGGAGCUUGACCGGUUAAGGGAUCUUGGGUCUGUCUAUUUGUCCAUUAAUAAUCAGAUGAUUCCUAAUGAAACACGCUUUCCUAACUCUGAUCCGGUGAUUGGAUCAACUGUGAAUGAGGUUAGUUAAUGUUACCCUUAUUCUAUUUCUUCUUUUGAUCGGUGCUCUGGACGUGCUUAAUCAAGAACUGAAACUCGACAACUCUGCAAAAACUUAUUGAAAUUCUCCAUGAAACACCUCUCCAACUGUAUAUUAAUCUUCCAUUUUGCAUGUUCAGGAGGAGGCGGAGCAUGACAUAUUGGAAAUAGACAUCCAACGUAGAUCAGUAUGAGAAGAAGGUUGCUGCUAUUAAUUAUUAAAGAGUCCUUGAUCUCUGAAUAUGGAGCUAUAGAGCACAAAACACAGCAGCUUUUCGGGAAACAAUAAUUGGAAACUCAACAAAAGAGGUAUAUUGAAGGCUUUUUGCAGGUUUUUCCUCAACUGGUACUCAAAUAUCAAACAAGAGUGUGCACGUCCUUUUCGUAAAUUAAGAGCAUCAAGACAAGUUCUCUGGCUGCAUGCAGUGGAGUGCAGCGUACCAAACCCAAGAAAGCAUCCCACCCUCUCAUGCAUAUACCUCCUUCAAUUCAGUACCAAAGCAAGAUCGAAGAUAUUUAAAGGGAUCAUAUGUUUCAAAAGAACUCCCUGGAGUGAUCGUCCUUCUAUCAUGUUACGCAUGAAUAACAGAGACACAAGGUUAAACCAAUAAUAUUGAAUAUUAUAGUAAAUACUGUUUUUUUAUCAUAAAUUACUCUUUUU